AUGUCAAACAUUCCGACGACACAAACCGCUGCAGUGGUGCCGUUCCAUGGAGCUGAUCUUGAAAUAAGGAACGACCACCCCGUCAGGCAACCUUCUGAGCUUGCUCCGGGUGAAUGUCUCAUCAAAUUAUACUGCACUGGAGUCUGCCACACGGACUUGCAUGCUAGCCACGACGACUGGCCACUUCAUGCUACUACACCACUUGUUGGUGGGCAUGAAGGUGUAGGGGAGGUCGUUGCCAUCGGAGCAAACACUGGCGAAUGUCCCGUGAAGAUUGGCGAUCGCGUUGGCAUCAAAUGGCUUGCGUACUCUUGCUUGAACUGCGAGCAGUGUCGCAAUGGACGGGAGCAGAACUGCCCAAAGGCGAAAUUAAGCGGUUUUAGCGUUGAUGGUACAUUCGCGCAGUACACGGUUUCCUACGUAUAUCAUGUUACUCCUAUUCCCAACAAUCUAGACAGCAGCGCUGCGGCUUCGAUACUUUGUGCGGGAGUUACCGUAUAUAGAGCUCUCAAAUACAGCGGUGCAAAGAUCGGCGAGUGGGUUGUCUUACCUGGUGCAGGCGGUGGCCUCGGACACCUAGCGAUUCAAUACGCAGUGAACAUGGGCCUCCGUGUUGUAGCGAUAGAUACAGGACUCGAGAAGAAGAAUUUGUGCUUGGAGCUUGGGGCUGAAAAAUGGAUUGACUUCCAACAGGAAAAAGAUAUUGUCCAGGCUGUACGAGAUGCCUGCGAUGGCGAGGGCGCACACUGUGCUGUCGUUACCACUGCGAGUCCAUCUGGGUAUACGCAAGCUGUCGAUUACCUUCGACCCGGAGGAACAUUGAUGGCAGUGGGGCUACCGGGUGAAGCAAAGCUCGAGGCGUCCAUCUUUUUCACUGUAUUCAAGAGCAUUAACAUCCUUGGCUCAUAUGUUGGUAAUCGUCAGGAUGCUGUCGAGGCUCUAGAGAUCGCAUCGAGAGGCAAGGUUGUAGUGAAGUAUGAGUGCAAGGGCCUCUCAGAUCCUCAAAGGGUGAGUAGAUUGCGAUGGUCAGGACACACAGCUGAUACAAUACACAGUGUUUAUGACGCACUUGCACAAGGCAAAGUAGCGGGAAGAAUUGUCUUGGAAAUGCCAAAGUGA
Suillus bovinus is the source of this 1119-nucleotide messenger RNA. Its product is annotated as chaperonin 10-like protein. The transcript is spliced from 7 exons. The record is from RefSeq and is a predicted model, not a curated record. The coding region runs from base 1 to 1119 and encodes 372 amino acids. NCBI's taxonomy places the organism in Eukaryota, Fungi, Basidiomycota, Agaricomycetes, Boletales, Suillaceae. Gene Ontology annotation, molecular function: oxidoreductase activity.